AUGGCGAGCGGCACGAUCCACUACAAGUUUAAGAGCGCGAAGACGUUCGAUACGCUGGCGUUCGAUGGGUCGUUCAUCGCGGUGAGCGAGCUGAAGCGGCUGAUCAGCGAGAAGAAGGGAUUGGGGAAGGAUCACGCGUGCGAACUGGUGCUGACGAACGCGCAAGAUGGGAAUGAGUACGACGAUGAGAGCGCGUUGGUGUGGAAGAAUACGUCGGUGAUCGUGCGACGCGUGCCG
Messenger RNA from Ostreococcus lucimarinus CCE9901, 237 nucleotides. RefSeq lists its product with no specific name. The record is from RefSeq and is a predicted model, not a curated record. The transcript has a single exon. Gene Ontology annotation, cellular component: nucleus. NCBI's taxonomy places the organism in Eukaryota, Viridiplantae, Chlorophyta, Mamiellophyceae, Mamiellales, Bathycoccaceae. Gene Ontology annotation, molecular function: ubiquitin protein ligase activity; zinc ion binding. The annotation marks the transcript as partial. Gene Ontology annotation, biological process: ubiquitin-dependent protein catabolic process; protein ubiquitination; mRNA processing.